This is a messenger RNA of Rotaria sp. Silwood1, 2404 nucleotides long. The record is from the annotation of a GenBank genome assembly. Lineage: Eukaryota; Metazoa; Rotifera; Eurotatoria; Philodinida; Philodinidae.
AUGGAACCCAUAUCAGCUAGUGGUAUCUAUUCUCCAUUUUAUGGUAUUGCUAUUCGGUACAGGCUAGUUUCAGCAGUAUUGCGUGCAAACCAAGAUAUAAGAGCCUAUAUUUCAGUUGUUAUUUAUGUACUGAAUCCUAUUACCCAAAAAUGGCUCAUUUAUCAAGACUAUGACCGAGAACGAAGUGUAUUAUAUCCACCUUUUGAAUGGCCAAGUCCUGGAUUGUCGCUACCAUUAGCAAGUCUGAGAGUAGGUUCGAAUGUAAUGAAUGCAAUAUCAUCGGCGUUCGAAUCACUUGGUACAUUUAAAAGUAAUGUAAAUGAUAUAAUUGAAGAUGUAUUUUUUGAUGAACAAAUAUAUUGGUACGUAUUUAAAAUAUCAAUAUUCAGACAAGAUGAGGCUCUUUUACAUGUUGAUUAUGUUUCAACUAAUGUUACCUGUCAAUUCAAUCGAUUUAAUUGUAGUAACUCAGCAUUUGAUAAUAGUAGUACCAUGUGUAAUGUAUCAGAAGAUGAUAUUCAAAAAUAUGCAGUGCCAUUUUUAAGUGGAACAAUUACUAAUAUUGAUAUGAAUAUUGUGAUGUUAAUGACAUUAGUUAAUAAUCGCCCUGGUGUUUAUUUAAAUGGUACAUACAUCAACAGCGAAAAGCUAAACAUUACAAUAAAAGCAGCACCAUUACCAAUACCGUCUUCAGCUGAAGAAGCGUUAUUAAAACAUAUGAUUUUGCGGUCACUACCGAUAAUAAAUUCAAUAUUUAUUAAAAAUCCAUUAUUGUUACCUAAUGAUACCAUACCAUAUUUUCCUAAUCCAACUUCUCAUCUAUAUCCACAAGUCAAUAAACAAGGAAAAAAUAUAGGGUAUGGAUAUAUUGACAUUGCAAGUUAUGAAAUGAACUCAACUAUACAUGAACAUAAACUCGUUUCUCAUAUUAGCAAUACUCGUACGACAACAACGUGUACUACUAACGUUGAAUCAAUUAGGCCACACCCAUCUGAUAUAGCAUCAUUAGGGGGUAUCUAUCUAUCAAUUUUUGAAUCAGAAUAUGAUGAUACAAUUCAAAAUACUAAUUGUAGCAUUGCACAGGAAGGAUUUGAAAUGUCAUCAUACGCAUUGCCCACAACAACAUAUAUAAAUUCUACAACAUGGAAUGAUACAUGUACAGUUAUUGCUCAAUGUAUGGAUACAUCGGAAUUUUUCGAUUCAAAUUUACAGUAUUAUAGUUUAUUACAAGAUUCCACAACAGGUUCUAUAUUAGCAUUAAGUUUUAUGUGUUCGGAUCCACAAUGUCAACGAUGUCAAUACCAACAAAGUUUUUGCAAAGAAAAUAAUCCAACAGAAAAAUGUUUAUUAGGAAAAUACUUUUAUCGCUUUAAUCAAACAUUAUUCUCAUUCAAAAUAGCUCUUUGGGAGGAAACAACAAUAAAAACAUGUACAAUUAAGACAAAACCCACUACCACAAUUAUUCCUCAAUUAGAUUUUCAGUUAGUUAAGGCUAAAACAACUUUUUUAUUAACAUAUACAAAUACUGAACAGUGUCAAUGGAAUACAACAAAUAAUGCACCAAAUUAUCUUUCUAAAAUAAUAAAUUUAGGAUCCAAUUUGAUAACAGAAGAAAAUAUACAUUGUUCUACAUGCAAUUCCAAUUUAUCAUCCUCAAUAACAUGCUCAGUAUCUACAAUAGAAACGACAUUAUAUAAAAACUGUUACAAAGUUAGCGCAUUCUGUGUGGAUAACUGUACCAGAUGUAAUUAUGAUAUAGAUUUAGUUUGUUUAAACUUUUGUUUAUUUAAUAAUUUAACAAUACCAAUGACAAGUAGCUCAUUAUUAUCAAUUGAAGAUAUUUGGGAUUCGAAAUGCUGUUUAAAUGCAAGCUGUGAGCGAAACAAUUCUAGUAAUCAUACUGUUACGAUAGGAAUAGUUGUAACAGCAAUAACUUGUUUUUGUAUUGUGAUAAUAUUAAUAAUUGUUUUCGUAUAUAAGAAAAAAGCAAAGACACAACCACUAGUAAUAAAUAGCGAAUGUGUACCUUUACUACCAAAGAAUCAAGAUGAAAUUCUGCCUCUACUACCGAGAAUAAACUGUUGUUUUAUGAUUGAUUUUAUUAAAAACACAUCACAAUGGUUUAUUCGAAUAUUUCAAACAGUUAAAUUAUGGUUUAUUGAAACAUUUCGAAAACCAACAAAACAGGAUAUUUCAAUUUACAAUUUUAUCUUUUUCUGUUGCACCAUAGUAAACAUUUGUUUGGUAUGUUAUUUGGCUAGCAGUUGGACAAAAUCAUCACCCUUUAAUACUGUAUUAGAUUCAACUAUUGAUGAGGAAAGAUACGGUUUAACAGAUAAAUAUCUUGAUAAUACUAAAGCUAUAAAAGAUUUUUAUAACUGGCAAUCAAAUGGAAAAAACGUUA